CGGCCUCGGUCUCCGGGUCGACGCGCGUCUCCGUCGCUCGGGUACGCGACGGAAGAUGGCGGAGUCCGGCGGCAGUAGUGGCUCUGGCCAGAGUCCCGAGCGCCCAAGCAGCCUGGCUGACAGGAAUGGGGCCCUCAAGUGCACCUUCUCCGCAGCUGACCACAGCACCGGCCUCCUGCAGGGUCUGGCUGCCCUCCGUGCACAGGGACAGCUGCUCGAUGUGGUCCUCACUGUCAACAGUGAAGCCUUCCAUGCACACAAGGUGGUCCUGGCAGCCUGCAGUGACUACUUUAGGGCCAUGUUCACCGGGGGCAUGCGUGAGGCCAGCCAGGCGGUCAUCCAGCUGCAGGGUGUGUCUGCACGAGGCCUACGCCACAUCAUUGACUUUGCCUACAGUGCCGAAGUGACACUGGACCUGGACUGCGUGCAGGAUGUGCUGGGCGCUGCUGUGUUCCUGCAGAUGCUACCAGUGGUGGAGCUGUGCGAGGACUUUCUGAAAGCCGCCAUGAGCGUGGAAACAUGUCUGCACAUUGGCCAGAUGGCUACCACCUUCAGCCUGGCAUCACUACGUGAGUCUGUAGAUGCCUUCACGUUCCGACACUUCCUGCAGAUUGCGGCGGAGGAGGACUUCUUGCGCCUGCCACUGGAGCGCCUUGUCUUCUUCUUGCAGAGCAACCGGCUGCAGAGCUGCACUGAGAUUGACCUGUUCCGUGCUGCUGUGCGCUGGCUGCAGCAUGAUCCAGCUCGCCGUGCCCGUGCCAGCCUCGUGCUGCGUCAUGUGCGCUUUCCGCUCAUGCAGCCCGCUGAGCUGGUGGACAGUGUGCAGACGCUUGACGUCAUGCUGGACGACGCCUUGUGUCGCCAAUAUCUACUGGAGGCCUUCAGCUACCACGUGCUACCUUGUCGCCAGCAUGACAUGCAGUCGCCGCGUACGGCUGUGCGUUCAGAUGUAGCAUCCCUGGUGGCCUUUGGAGGCACGCCCUAUACUGACAGUGACCGAGCGGUCAGCAACAAGGUGUUCCAGCUUCCUGAGGCUGGGGCACGCCACUUCCGAGAGCUCACGGAGAUGGAGCUUGGCUGCAGCCACGCGGGCGUGGCUGUGCUAGAUAACUUUGUGUACGUGGCCGGUGGCCAGCACCUGCAGCACCGCAGCGGAGAGGGUGCUGUGGACGCUUGCUACCGCUAUGACCCGCAGCGCAAUCGCUGGCUGCGGCUGAGGGCACUACGCGAGAGUCGAGUGCAGUUCCAGCUCACUGCGCUGGGUGGGCUGCUCUAUGCCACGGGUGGCCGCAAUCGCGCAGGCAGCCUGGCUUCCGUGGAGCGCUACUGUCCGCGCCGUGACAGCUGGGACUUUGCCUGUCCGCUCAAGCGCCGCACCUGGGGCCAUGCGGGCGCUGCAGCUGCUGGUCGCCUUUACAUCUCUGGCGGCUAUGGUGUCUCUGCUGAGGACAAGAAAGCACUGCAAUGCUACGAUCCUUCAGCCGACCGCUGGGAACCCAGGGCGCCCAUGCGCGAGCCCCGCGUACUGCAUGCCAUGCUGGGUGCUGCUGGCCGCAUCUAUGCUCUAGGCGGCCGCAUGGACCACGUGGACCGCUGCUUCGAUGUGCUGGCAGUGGAGUAUUACGUGCCCGAUGCCGACCAGUGGACUAGUGUGGCCCCUAUGCGUGCCGGCCAGUCGGAGGCCGGCUGCUGCCUGCUAGAAAGGAAGAUCUACAUCGUGGGUGGCUACAACUGGAGGCUGAACAACGUCACAGGCAUUGUGCAGGUGUACAACACCGAGACAGACGAGUGGGAGAGAGACCUUCACUUCCCUGAGUCCUUCGCGGGCAUCGCUUGCGCAGCGGUUCUGCUUCCCCGCGCUGGUCACGGGAGGUAGCUCUGAUCCCGGCCUGGCUGUGUUCCUCAGAGUGUCGGAACCCUAGUUCUGGGGGUCCCCACCUCUCAGUCCUGAGCCAGCAGAGCGAUCUGGUCUCAGAGGUUUGCAUAUCACAGCAGCUACUGCCCAAUGUGCAUCUCUGCUCUGUUCUGUGUGGCUCAACCUCUAUUUCCCUCAACCCUGGCCAGACACUCAGAAGAAAGCUUGUGAACACAAAAUAGCCAAGUCCCCGUGGAAACCACUCCUGCCUCUCUUCUGACUGGUUAAAAUGCCUGCCAUCCAGUGGGUAAAGGUACUGCCACCAAGCCUGACAACCAGUUGUGUCUUGGGACCCACAAGGCAGAAAAAGAAACUGACUUCUUAAUUGCCCUAUGAUCUCCACGUGGGCACCAUGACACACAUGUGCACACAAUCGAGUGUAAUUUCAAUGAUUGUCAAUCAGCUCUCCUGGUGCCUGGGCAGCAUUCAGGAUGCAGGAGGCAGAGGGAGCCCCAGAGGCACCCAGACAGGUGGUAGGAAGACAGCCAAGUGAGUAUAGUGGCUUGUUCCAGUACUCUAGAGGCUGAGGUGGGAGGAUUAUUGCAGGUUCUAGGCCAGCCAGGGCCACAGAGAGAAAUCCUGUCUCAGAACAACAAAAGCCAUUUGUGUCAGGUGGGGUGUCCUGUGUGACUGCAAGAGUAGCUUGAGGUUGUGGAAGAAAAUGAAUGACCUGUGUCCAUUGCUGGCCGCAGAUGGAUACACUACCAGGUCUGAUGCACUGAUGGGUCCUGGACUCUGGGGUGGGUAGGUGGGGACGAUGCUGUGGCCAUGAGCUCCAGCAGCCCCCCUGAGUGUCAGCCAUGUCUUGUUUAAACCCUAAAGUCUCAUCUUCGUGUUUUGUUUCACUUUUGUUUAAGUAAGCCAGCCCCACUAUCUUUCAAAUAAG
Molecule: messenger RNA, 2801 nt
Organism: Phodopus roborovskii (desert hamster)
Lineage: Eukaryota; Metazoa; Chordata; Mammalia; Rodentia; Cricetidae
Gene: Klhl26
Product: kelch like family member 26
Exons: 3
Coding region: 56-1876 (606 amino acids)
Molecular function (GO): protein binding
Source: RefSeq, a predicted model, not a curated record